UGUUGUAACCCAACACGGAAGUGACGGCUCGCAUUCGCAGAAAGCGUUGUUUUGCUUCAUCUUCAGCUAACUUUCAGCCAAGUAGACACCUCUUUCACACUCAAACUUCAAAAUGUCUUCAGACUUUGAAGCCUACGAACAGGACUUUGGAACCCUGACAGCAGAAAUCAUAAACAAAAUUGGAAGGAUUCCCAAAUUAGGUGGAAAGGAGAAGACACAGCUGGUUCUAAAUGUCGACAAACAGCUUGAAGAAGUCAGAGAAUUGAUGGAGCAGAUGGAUCUGGAGGUGCGUGAGAUCCCCAUCCUGGGCAGAGGCAUGUACCAGAGCAGACUGAAGAGCUACAAGGGGGAGAUGGAGAAGCUGGAGAAAGACUUUAAAAGGUCACGUAUCGCCUACAGUGAUGACGUGCGGAACGAGCUCCUGGGGGAAGACGCUGGCUCCUCGGAGAGUCAGAGAGCACAUCUGUUGGACAACACAGAGAAGCUGGAAAGGUCAUCUCGGAGGCUGGAAGCUGGCUACCAGAUAGCAGUGGAAACCGAUGCACAAGCUGAAACGACAAAUGCUCAGGGAGAACCAACGCUGAGAGGCAACAGCCGAGUCACGUUGGGAACACUGUCAGACCACAGACAACAAACAAUCUUAGAACUCAAAUGUGUUGAGACCCCAGACGUGUGAGAAAUGCAGUGCCUUCAAAAAGUAUUCGCACCCCUCGACUUUUUCAAAAUGUUGUUGUAUUUACAGCCUGAAUUAAACAUGUAUUAAAUUGACAUUUUGUGUCACUGGUCUACACACUGUACUCCAUAAUGUCAAAGUGGAAUUGUGUUUUUAGAAAUUAAUCAAAACUGAAAAGCGGAAAUGUCUUGAGUCAAACUCUUUCUUAUGGCAAACCUAAAUAAGUUCAGGAGUAAAAAUGUGCUUACAUAGCAUGAUUUUUGAAUGACAAUGUCAUCUCUGUACCCCACACAUGCAAUUAUCUGUAAGUUCCCUCGGUCGUGCAGUUCAUUUCAAACACAGAUUGAACCACAAAGACCAGUGAGGUUUUCCAAUGCCUCGCAAAGAAGUGUAGAUUGGUAACAAUAAUACAAAAUAAAAAUAUUCUAAAACAUGCAUCCUGUUUGCAUCAAAGCACUGAUGUAAAACUGCAAAAAAUGUGGCAAAGAAAUUGACUUUAAGUCCUGAAUAAAAAGCGUUAUGUUUGGGGCAAAUACAACACAUCACUGAGUACCACUCUUUAUAUUUAGUACCAUAUCUUUAUAUUUUCAAGCAUGAUGGUGGGUGCAUCAUGUUAUGGGUAUGCUUGUCAUCGGCAAGUACUCAGGAGUUCUUUAGAAUAAAAAGAAACUGAAUAGAUAUAAUCCUAGAGGAAAACCUGGUUCAGUCUGCUUUCCAACAGACACUGGGGGACAAAUUCACCUUUCAGCAGGAAAAUGACCAAAAACACAAGGCCAAAUAUACACUGGAGUUUCUUACCAAGAAGACAUUAAAUGUUCCUAUGUGGCCUAGUUGCAGUUUUGACUUAAAUCGUCUUGAAAAUCAAUGGCAAGACUUGAAAAUGGCUAUGUAGUGAUGGUCAACAACCAACUUGACAGAGCUUACAGAAUUGUUCAAGUAAUAAUAUGCAAAUAUUGUACAGUCCAGGUGUGCAAAGCUCUUAGAGACUUACUCAAAAAGAGUCACCUUUGGCAGAGCUGUAAUCCCUGCCAAAGGUGAUUCUAACAUGUGUUGACCUAGGGUUGGGAAUGCUUAUGUACAUGAGAUAUUUCUGUUUUUUUAAUUUUCAAGAAAUUAGCAAAAAUGUGUAAACCUUGUUUUCACUUUGUCAUUAUAGGGUAUUAUGUAUUUUAAUUAUUAUAAUUUUAAUACAUUUUUGAAUUCAGGCUGUAACACAACAAAAUGUGGAUUAAGUCAAUGGGUAUGAAUACUUUCUGAAGGCACUGAGAACACAAACGUUGACUAGUGGUCAUUCCAAUGCUGUUUCAACAACCUGUACUGUAUAUUUACAUCGGUGGACAAUCACAGCACCACGAGAAGACAUGAAAUUCUGUGAAAUCCAGCUAAUGGAUCUUUUUGGUUUUGUAGUCAUUCUGUUGAAUGUUUUUCAUUGUAUUUUAGUGUUGACAGAAUUCACAAAAGAUUUUUGAAAGAUUUUAUUUUGUGCAAGUGCUCAAUUCACUUGUUUGGCCUAACAAAUGCCCCAUUCAGUUAUCUCACUUUCAAACUAAAAGAGAUAAUGAUAUGAGUAUGUACCGGGCUUUUAUUCAUCGUUCUGAAGCAUAAACAUUUCUACAUUUUUAAGAUUGCUUAAAAUGGAUAAAGGAUAUGCUUUGAAAUGUUGAAUGUCGGGAUGGAUAUUGUUUUAAAAGGGUGAAACAAUAGUCAUCUGUGUUGUGUUUGUCCAAUCAAAGACUUCCUCUGGUCAUAAAUACGCUGUUACACGAAAAACAAACUCUUAUUAAGAUGGAAAAUUAAAGCAUCCUUAGUGAAGAACAGUUAGUGUAGCUAUUUUACAAUAAUUCUAAGUCACCCUCCAAAUCCACACAAUAUAUAAUUAUGCCCCAUAAGUACUGUAAUUGACCAAUGGGGAGAAAACAUAUUUAAAGACAGUUUCUCUUUUCUUUCAAAGAGAGAGAGAUCCUGAACAAAGGCGGAAAAAAAAGAUGGAGCUCCAACUACUGCUUUGCCCCCCCCCCCCCCAUUUACUUUGGCAUCGAUAACAUUCCACUUAAUGACCACAAAUCAAGAAAGCCAGGGUACCAUAAGGUCACUUUAUAAAAAAAGACGUCCUCUCAGUUCUUUGAAAUGGUGAGUCUUCACAGAAUAUCAUUUUAGAGAAUUUAUUUGAGCACUGUUUUUUUUCUCUAUUUCACACUCUCCAGUGUAUUUUGGAAAGCGCCGGCUUGCCAAGAGCACUGAAAGCCCUUUGAGGGAUAUUGAGAAGGCUCUGUGGACAUCCCAAGCUAUUUACCACACACACCCUUAAGAACCAGCCUCUGUUUGUCUCAUAAAUAAAGUAUAGAACUUCAUUAGUGGAGGGCACAGACUUAAAAGGCGCGCAUAUGAACAUGCAGACGGAGGCCUAGCCUGUUUUAAAGACAGCCCUAAGUACAGGAGGAGGGCAUGUAGUUAGCCAAUUUAAACGCAUUUGAAUCAAGGGUGUCUGCAAGCCCAAAAUGUGAGGAGGCUAGCUAGACUGACUCCAAAUCAAAGAGGUCAGAUUCUGAGGCACAAUUUGACUUUGUGAAGAUGUGAGAGGGGUCUGAUUAGACAUGUUUAGAGAUGGAUGGCAUGUCAGAUUCCAUUUUGUAGAUGUACUGAAGUGCUCUCUCCCCUUGAUUAGAAUCAAUUGGAGAGGUAGAGGGUAGAGUUGGUUUUGUUUGCUGAGGGGCGAUUAAUACAAUACUGGCUUCCUUUGAAGUGCAUACACCUACAGUAUAUCUGAACACUAUACACACGUGCAUACUGUACUCAAUUGAUUAUUGACCUAAAAUCAUACUUUUUGAGAAAAUAAAGA
Oncorhynchus nerka (sockeye salmon) is the source of this 3512-nucleotide messenger RNA. Its product is annotated as vesicle transport through interaction with t-SNAREs homolog 1A-like. Gene Ontology annotation, cellular component: ER to Golgi transport vesicle membrane; SNARE complex; Golgi apparatus. Gene Ontology annotation, molecular function: SNARE binding; SNAP receptor activity. Gene Ontology annotation, biological process: retrograde transport, endosome to Golgi; intra-Golgi vesicle-mediated transport; intracellular protein transport. NCBI's taxonomy places the organism in Eukaryota, Metazoa, Chordata, Actinopteri, Salmoniformes, Salmonidae. The transcript has 6 exons. The record is from RefSeq and is a predicted model, not a curated record. The coding region runs from base 113 to 676 and encodes 187 amino acids.